AAUUUCGGCAUCUCGAUAAUCUCGAUCUGUUCGUCUCCACUCCUCCGGCGUACUAGAUUCGUCGUCCGAAAAUAUCUUCUCAACCGCGCCGCGGGUGUCCACCUUUUUAAUCGGCGACAAUGUCGAUGUCGAAGAGCUCCAAGAUGCUCCAGUUCGUAAACUACAGGAUGCGAGUAACGAUCCAAGACGGAAGGCAGCUCGUGGGGAAGUUCAUGGCCUUCGAUCGCCACAUGAACCUCGUCCUCGGCGACUGCGAGGAGUUCCGCAAGCUCCCUCCGGCGAAAGGGAAGAAGAUCAACGAAGAGAGGGAAGAUCGCCGUACGCUAGGGUUGGUUCUUCUCAGAGGCGAAGAGGUUAUCUCCAUGACGGUGGAAGGACCGCCUCCUCCUGAAGAGUCUCGUGCCAAGGCUGGCUCUGCAGUGGCUCUUGCUGGGCCUGGAGUGGGCCGUGCUGCUGGACGUGGAGUGCCUACUGGGCCUCUCGUUCAAGCUCAGCCUGGGCUUGCUGGGCCUGUUCGUGGAGUUGGUGGGCCGUCUCCGGGGAUGAUGCAGCCUCAGAUCUCUCGUCCUCCUGUGAUGCGGCCUCCUGGGCAGAUGCUCCCGCCUCCUCCGGCUUUUGGUGGUGGUCCUCCUCCGAUGGGGAGAGGCGUUCCGCAAGGUCCUCCGCCGAGUUACGGUAUGAGGCCGCAGUUUUCUGGACCGCCGCCUCAUGGGAUGGGAGGACCACCUCCGCCUCCGUAUGGGCAGAGACCGAUGGGACCUCCGCCUGGUGGGAUGAUGAGGGGGCCUCCACCACCUCAUGGGAUGCAGGGACCGCCUGGGCCUCCUCGCCCUGGAAUGCAGCCUCCUCCUGGAGGGUUUGCUCCGCCGCGUCCUGGGCCACCGCCGCCUAAUCCACAUAAUCAGCAGCAGUGAUUAGUUAAAACCUUGUUUUAGGGAGCUGUGGAUGUUGUACACAUUCAGCUUUUUUGUGGAUGAAGAAGAGAACAUGUGGUUGCAUCAAAAGUGUGGAAUAUUCAUAUUUCCUCUGUCAGAUUUAUUUUGGAUAUAUAAAAUCACUAUAUCUGUUUGGAUUUGCAAAUCUUGUCACUUCAUCCAUCAUCUUCUCUUCUGAUCAAGUUUAUUAGCUGAUAAAUCGACUUCUUCAACUUCCCUCGACCUUUGGGAUUGUUCAUUGUUGUUUUUUUGGUUCGAUGUUUUUUGAUUAACAUGCCUGAUACCACCUAUAAGGUCCUUAGCUGCGUUCAUAACCUUAUUACAUCUGCCAUGCCAAAGCGGAUGGCUUUGUAAAAUGUUAAUUCUUAUUCUGUUUA
Molecule: messenger RNA, 1312 nt
Organism: Brassica oleracea var. oleracea
Lineage: Eukaryota; Viridiplantae; Streptophyta; Magnoliopsida; Brassicales; Brassicaceae
Product: small nuclear ribonucleoprotein-associated proteins B and B'
Exons: 2
Coding region: 120-914 (264 amino acids)
Biological process (GO): mRNA splicing, via spliceosome
Cellular component (GO): U2-type prespliceosome; catalytic step 2 spliceosome; U1 snRNP
Molecular function (GO): RNA binding
Source: RefSeq, a predicted model, not a curated record